UGCGAGAAGAAGCUCCUUUCCGUCCCUAUGCUCCUCCCCUAGCCAGUGCUGGGUUGGGGUCGGGGUGGGGGUUGUCACCAGGCUCCAAUGAGGCACCUCUGGGCCUCUCCGAACAUGUGUCCCUGGAGGCUAAUUAGAUCCAGGGCACUCGCGUUACUGCCUGCCUUCUUGUGCCAAGAGGGGAUAGAGGACAGAAGGGGACGUUGUGUGCUUGGAGGAUGGACCAGGGCGGGGAGGGGGGCAGGGAGAACGGGAAGCGAGUGGGGCGGGUGCCUUUUUUUCUGUUCAAGAGGUGGAGAUCUUGAGAAGCGACAGCUUUUUCGCUUUGGGCACGGCGCUGAAGAUUGAUAUGUAGAAAAAGAUUUAUUUUCCCGGGCGAAAAGUACAUCACAAGAGCGAAGUUUGCAUGAAGGGUUAAUUUUUAUUUUUUUGGGGGGGUGGGGGAGUAAAGUUUGGAGGUGAGAGAGAGGCUGAAGUAGGAAAUAUGACAGCACAUGGACGUUGGCCCAGAGGUGCUGCACUCGGCGAUGCGUUCACCAGCUGAAACGGGAGGAAGCCAGCAAGCCAGUAUGGCUUCGGGCAUGUCUUUUAUGAUCGCUCUGCUCUGCUUUGGCAGCCUGCUGUCCACUGUCACCUGGUAUAUGAUUGACGACGAGAGUGCCGUGGGUUCCUACAAACCGCCCCCUCAAAAGAAAACUCCCCCUGAGCCCGCUGCCUUUUGUAAAGGCUGUAGGGAAGUGAUUGACAACGUGUUGAAGCGCUACUCUGAAAACUGGAAGAAAAACGUGUCGAACCACCGAGCAUUUACGUUCAAUCUGAGCAGCUCGUGUCGAGGCUUCGAGAGGGCCAUCAUCACUCAGGCCAACACGCCCGUGGGAACCAAGAUUCAAUACGAUGGCGAAAAGCGCAGGAUCCUACAGGUGACGCCGGACAUGUUUAAAACCUUCAUCAAGGAUCAUCCGUUCGGCAACAAGUCGUUCGACACGUGCGCCGUGGUCGGCAACGGAGGCAUCCUGAUGGACAGCGGCUGCGGGAAAACCAUCGACUCUGCUCAGUACGUGAUCAGGUGCAAUCUACCGCCUUUGGGCGAUGAGUAUAGCGAACACGUAGGCAUCAGGACGGAUCUCGUCACAUCCAACCCCAGCAUCCUCAAAGAAAAGUACAACUCUCUGAUAGGACGACGGCGGAGUUUUGCGGAGAGACUCCAGCACUACGGGAAGGCUCUGGUCCUCCUUCCCGCCUUCUCCUUCGGCUUCAACACGCCGCUGUCAAUGCGGGCGGCCUACACCAUGGAAGACUUCGCCAGCCCCACUCAGCCAGUCUUCACCAACCCGGACUACUUGCGCAACCUUUCCCAUUUCUGGAACAUCAGAGGCCUCAAGUCCCGUCGGCUCAGCACGGGCAUCAUGAUGGCCAGCUUGGCUCUGGAGCUGUGCUCCAACGUGCACCUGUACGGCUUCUGGCCCUUCAGCCACCACCCGCACGGACUCUACGCGCUGACCAAUCAUUACUACGAUGACAGGCAGGUCAACAUCAGGUUUCACACCAUGCCCGUUGAGUUUGACCUGCUGCUCAACCUGCACAGCCAGGGCGUGCUCAGGCUUCACCUCGGGGAUUGCCCAGCCAGUAAAAAGCCGUGACUUGUUUGCACUGGAGAAAGCAAAAAAAAAAGAAAAUCUCAACACUGAAGACUUUUUUGGAUUAUUUAUUACUACGCGUCGUCCAACUUGAGUCUGGAGAAAUUGUUUGUAAAAGUUGGUUCGCACGGUGCUUUUUGUCAGUCCAAUGUAACUUCCUGUAAUCUUGUUUACGCUUAUAUUUGUAUUAAUUGGCAUGAUACAGUGUGGACUGAUCCCGAUGGCAAACACCAAAAAUCCACAAAUCAUCGAUGCGGUUUCUUGUGACAGCACGUAACAUAAUGCCUAUGACUGCAGUUCUGGACUGGAAUCCAAAAUACCCGCCACCUUGUCAAUACGAAGGAGGAAAAGUACAUGCAAGGCGUGUCAGAAAAGUUCCAGGACUGGUUAUCACAAGAUGUAUUUCAAAUUCAAGUCAAAUGCUUUUUUCCCAGCGUUCUCUGGCAUGACCAUCUUUAAAAUGGUUCCCCUUGACAAGCGACCCCUUUGAACUGAGGCAAAAGCCGCAUGGAGUCAGAGGUCUGCCGAGUCUGCAGGUUACUCCUGCACGCUGAUGUUAUUAGCCGGGAAGUGUUGAAUGCGUUUUUUGAGGACCAAAUGGCGCGUGAUCUCUUUGUUGAUGUGCUGGUUGAUAGUCCGGCUCAUUGUUUGUAGUUUUGGUAUGAAAUACAGAUUUUGCAACCCCAGUCCUGAAACUUUGAGCCGUCCUUAUUUAUACACACAGAUUGUUUUCAGAUCAGGAUCUUGUUACUAAUGUAGUCAAAUUAUCUUUGAUGUCCCGUUAAUAGGUUGGCGAGCUAAUUGGGGUUGGAAAUACCCGUUUUUCAAGUUAUUCUAGUUGGUGAAAAAAGAAAAAAAAACAGCCAGUAUCGUGAACAGGUAGCCUUUCCAUUCAUUAUUCGAUAUGUAAAUAAGAUUUGCUCUGAUUUGAUCGCCGUUCUCAUCGAUAUGAAUAUGCAAAACCUCUUAUCGGUAGUUGGCGAUAUCGCCGCGUAUGGCGGCCACGUCGCGGGCCCUGAAAGACAAAAAAGCCUGUGUAAGCCUUUGAGACGCUCAGUUUAUGUUGAGGCUCGCUUAGCUCUCAUUCAAAGAAGCAAAAAGCAUUUUUUUAAGGACCUGUAAAAUGACGACUACUUAACGUUACUCAUCCAUAUUUUUUUGUAUCUGGCAUUGCGUGAUGUUGACAAUGAUGUAAUGUAUUUUUUUUUUCACUGUACACUUUUUCCUGUGAACUUUUGAUCGUAAUGGUUCAACUUCCGGGCAUUUUACCUGUUUUCAUCCUUCCAUCAUAAUUUUUCUGGGAAAUUUGUUAAUGUUUUUUUUUUCCUCUUCAUGAAUUCAUUCAUGACUCACUUUAUUUCAUAAAGGUCCAAAUUUACCUCUUCUCAUAAGUUUAAAUUUUCUCACCAAUCUUAAAGCUUUUCCAACAUUCUUUUUUUUUUCUUGCAACUUUUGAUCCCCCCCCCCCUUCCCCCCAAUAGCAUUUGAAAAUUUUCACCCAGACGUCACUUAUUAGCAUCAGUUUUGUACUUCUUUCCCAUAUUUUUAUUUAUUUUUUUGUCUUUUUCAACAUUACAACCUUUUCCUUGUCCCGUUUUGACUUUUUCCGGUAAUUUAACCUCUUUAACUUUUCGACUUUGAUCACUUGACAGGUUCAGUCUUGUAACGGUGGAGCUUUUAAACUUUUUGUUUGUUUGGUUUUUUUUUUGUCCAUUGUUAGUUUAUCACUUUGUUACAAAGAGAAACCUUUUAAAAGUGGUACUUUUUUUUUGUUCCUAUAGUUGGCAUUUGACUUGGGGAAGAUAACUGUGAAUGAAGCACUUUGGGUGAGAAUUUGGAGAUUUGGUUUCCUUUACGUGUUCAUUGUUUGGGUUCCUAUCAUUCAUUGUUGUCCAUGUCUGGGGGAUCCACUGGAGCGACUUGUUGAACAUUAAUAAGGAAUAAAUGAGCCAAAGUGCUGUA
Messenger RNA from Hippocampus zosterae (dwarf seahorse), 3599 nucleotides. RefSeq names its product alpha-2,8-sialyltransferase 8E-like. The coding region runs from base 495 to 1640 and encodes 381 amino acids. Gene Ontology annotation, biological process: N-glycan processing; oligosaccharide metabolic process. The record is from RefSeq and is a predicted model, not a curated record. NCBI's taxonomy places the organism in Eukaryota, Metazoa, Chordata, Actinopteri, Syngnathiformes, Syngnathidae. Gene Ontology annotation, molecular function: alpha-N-acetylneuraminate alpha-2,8-sialyltransferase activity. The transcript is spliced from 6 exons.